AUGCCACCGAAGAAACCGGCAACAACGAAAACGGCAGCGAAGCCCGCUACAAAAGGUGGUGCUGCAAAGGGCGCAGGCGCAGCGAAGCCGAAGCCAAAACCAGUCGCAGAAGCACCUAAAGGACCACCACUGCCAGAAGUAAAGUUGGAAGGUAAAAAAAUCAUACCUCUCCUUACAAACAGCGCUGAUGAAAUCAGAAAGAAAUAUGAAAGGUGGCCGUAUAUCGUUGAUUCCACUGGAGUCGUCCAAAGGUUACUCCGAUACAGCGAUGUUAAUGUCCUUGAGGUCAUGACUUCGGAUGACAUGGAUCCCGAGAGGAUACGAAAGGCAUUGCUAGGGUCGCUCAGAUAUGGAAAACCUCUUGUCUUUGAUAUGGGGGAUAUGGAUAUGACUUCCUCUAUUGAGCAGUUUCUGGACCGCAUUCAACCUGAUCUAACCAAAUUAAUACUCACAAAGAAAGUGCUGGAAGAAGAAUGUAUUGAAAAACUAAUAAAGACUACUGACGAAGAGGAUUACCAGAACUGCAUCUUUUACAAGCAAGAUGGAUUUAGUUUUUCUGUGAUAACGGUGAAAGAAGAGGUGUCUGACGAGACUAAAUCUAAGAUGUUCGUGGUCAGGGUAGAAUGA
This is a messenger RNA of Ylistrum balloti, 627 nucleotides long. Its product is annotated as IQ motif and ankyrin repeat domain-containing protein 1-like. NCBI's taxonomy places the organism in Eukaryota, Metazoa, Mollusca, Bivalvia, Pectinida, Pectinidae. The record is from RefSeq and is a predicted model, not a curated record. The transcript is spliced from 5 exons. The coding region runs from base 1 to 627 and encodes 208 amino acids.